Messenger RNA from Acaulospora morrowiae, 471 nucleotides. NCBI's taxonomy places the organism in Eukaryota, Fungi, Glomeromycota, Glomeromycetes, Diversisporales, Acaulosporaceae. The record is from the annotation of a GenBank genome assembly.
AUGAAUAAAAUUCACCAUUCUCAUAUUCAUAGAUUGCGUACUCGUACCCAUGUGACUGUUGCAUGUACAAACUGUAGACGACUAAAGAGGAGGUGUAGUGGAGAGCCCGUAUGCACAAAUUGUGCCAAUCGAAGUUUUGAAUGCAUAUUUGUUAGAUCCGGAAAGAAACGUGGAAGAAAAUCGCAAAAACCACCUUACACUAAUGGAUCUGAUGUAUCUGCGCAUGAACAUCCAUCAGCUCCGAACAUGAAUAAUGAUAAUAAUGGAACAUUCUUUCCAGUGUCACAAAAUGUUCAAGGUCAUUUAACCAUAGAUCCCUUUCAAUUUAUCCGUAACAACGACCGACAAACUCCGAAUGAGAAUUUAACCUAUGGAAUCGACGGAAUUAAUGUUGCUGAUGGUCACCCGACACAAUACGGUUUUUGUACUGAUUACAUUAUGAUGAACAUCAAUGAACAUCGAGAUUUAUGA